Messenger RNA from Entrophospora candida, 690 nucleotides. Lineage: Eukaryota; Fungi; Glomeromycota; Glomeromycetes; Entrophosporales; Entrophosporaceae. The record is from the annotation of a GenBank genome assembly.
AUGUGGAAAAGCUUUCCAAUCUUGGAUCGUAAAAAGAAAUCCAAGGAGAAGAAAUUAAAAAUUGCUAAGGAUUUAUAUUUACGUAGUAAAUGCCCAUAUGGCCUGCAGAGCAAUGACUCUCCGAGUCUAGAUGAAGAUGAAAUAGCGAAAAUUAAAGAUGAAGAGUCACAGAAGUCGGCUAAAAAAUGGCUCAAAAAUUAUAUCAAAGAUUUACGUGAUACACCGAAAAAAGAUGGAGCCAUUAUCUCCCAUUUAUGGAAAAAUGCUACUACACAUGCUGAAAAAAUAUGUUCUAGUAUUAGCAAAGUUGGCAUAACCAGGCCUUUAGGUGCCUCUACUUGGUGUAAUGGCUAUCUUAAUGCAUUAGAUAAAAUUGCAGACUCCAUUCGUUUGAAAUUAUCAGAUCUACUUUUAGAAUUGUCUAAGCUUAAUGUAGAAUAUAGAAAUGAGUUAUAUAAAUUAAUUAUGAAGUCACAAAAAUGCAAGACCAAUGUUACGAUUUUGGAAGAGUAUAUACUUCGAUAUAACCUGGAGUCAGAAUGUGAAGCAUUAACAGAAUUCCGAAAUACAUGGUACAAAGCAAUUGGUCUUGAGAUUGCACGUGUUCAAGCGGUGUCAAUCAUGCAGAGUAGUAAAAAAGAUGACUCAUCCGAAGCGGAUAUUGAUGAGAUUAUCGACCUAUAUUGUUAA